AUGUCUGACAAUAGGGUUUCCUUUACGUAUGAUGAAUACCGUGCUGCUGGAUGGUCUCGCGAUGGAAUAAUCAGUGGUGAGGCGGGCCCAGUGCGCGGGAGGAUACCUCUGGAAGGUGAACCAUCUCUUGCGUCAGGAGAUCCUUAUUCAUAUCCUCCCUCACAGUUCCAACCUCUCGUAUCAAGAAGCGGAUACUCAUCAGGACAUUCUGGACGAUACUCAGAUUCCGGAACUCCAGUAGUUUAUACGGCAGACCCAGGAAGACAAUAUAUACCUACAUUUGACAACCCAAGUAUUGCCCAACCCCAACCACAGACCGCGCAACAGUUUCACCAGUCUAGUCCACCACCACUAUCCAUAAAUUCAAGUGCUCUUAACCCCUCAAUCAUAAACCCUCAGGAAGUCCAGGAUUAUGGUAGUCUCGCAGCUGCUCAUAACUAUGCUCAGGUGCAGAGUGCUACUCGCGAUUUUGUUGAAGGUCAACGAGAGCUCUCCCCGCCUUCACGGGUGCCUUCUUCCAUCUACGCCCAGUCCAGUAGCUCACCGGUAACUUGGGAUCAGCUACAGACCGAGAUACCUGGAGCAAAGUACAUCCCCCUUAAAGAUGGAGAAUUGCCCUAUGGAACAUGGUCUACUGUGCCUUGGGACUCAGGAUAUAAUCCGGGGUUCCAGAAAACCCAUCCACGUAAUAAGGGUCCCGUAGCUGAUCUGUGGAGAGAUACAUGGCAGGGUCAAGAGGGUUGUGAGGAAGAACGGAUAUGUCUUAUGUUUGACCAUGUAGACUUAUAUCGACUGGCAUACAUCACUACAGUUCAUCUGGGAUCAGUCGAAAGACCUGACACCAUGGUUGAAGGUAUGAAAACACCUGGAGGAAGUGACCUAGUAAACUGGCUUCGUGACAUAGUGGAAAUACUCAAUGAGGCCGGCAGACCACCAGGCUUUGGAGGAAUAUCCCAUAGGCGACCAGACGCCUUUAAUCAGCAGCAAGUGAGAGACUUGUUUGCUAUCAUGGCCAACAGAGACAACAUUAACCGUGGAAAUGCAUUCAACAUAUUAGAGAGGUGGGUGUGGCUUUCUGGAUGGUCUCCUCGACUAGUCCUUCGCAACGUGCCAGAAACCAUUGUCAGCCAUUGGAAACACAGUUAUCAGACUGCCCUGACGGAUAGAGCCCUCCGAUGGGACUGGCGAAUCAAGGAGUUCAUCUAUGAAGAAACUGUUGAUAGCAAAGGAAGAGCGGUUUGGGCAUUGAAGCUCAAUAAACCAGGCAGUCAACCUUCAGGGUCAACUUCAAAAGAAGAACAACCUUCAGGAUCAAUGUCAAAAGAGCAACAACCUAUGCCAUCAAAACACUUGAGACGACACAUUAAACAUUCUAGACCUUCGACUUCAAGCUCCUCGCGUCAUCAGCAUCACUCACAGUCCUCAAAUCAAGAUGUAGAAUAUACAGGCAAGGGAAAAAAGCCACGUCAUUGA
This is a messenger RNA of Botrytis fragariae, 1473 nucleotides long. RefSeq lists its product as uncharacterized. The record is from RefSeq and is a predicted model, not a curated record. The coding region runs from base 1 to 1473 and encodes 490 amino acids. Lineage: Eukaryota; Fungi; Ascomycota; Leotiomycetes; Helotiales; Sclerotiniaceae. The transcript has a single exon.